ACGAUCACAAUCAAAAUGGCGGACAGUAACCCACUCCGCGAAUUUGUGUCAAAUCUACCAAGAUUAGACCCUGGUCGUCUUAGACCUAGUAAACGAACAACUACUAAGCGUCCAUUUACUUUCUCACCAGACUGGGAUGUCAGUCGAAACAGUCCUAAUACUACAUCUGAUCCUGAUAGUACUGAUACAGAGGGAAAUUUAACGCCACAGUCAAGACGUGUUUCACUACCAGCAUCUGUUUCAAUCCACAAGUCUGAAUUAGAAGCAAGCGAGUCACUGCCAACACCUGAAACAAGACGUGUUUCUUUGCCAGCACACGUUUCUUUAAAUCAGUCUAAAUUAGUGUCGUCAUUACCAGAGAGAGUUAGAAGUCUGUCUGGGCGCAAACCAUCACCACAAUCCCAUCGUAUUGAUUCUCCAGCAUCGUCAGUUGCUUCAGGUCGAUCUGGGCUGUCAACACCAAGAAGUGCUAAAAAGGGAUCAGCACACAAAUCAUCACCGCAAUCGAGUCGUACGAAAUCUCCAGCAGUAAUCGUUCCAGAUCAGUCUGAGCUGUCAACAACAAAGAGUCUUAGAAACCGGUCAGUGCGUGAACCAACACCACAAUCAAAACGCAAUGAAUCACCUGUGCCUGUUGUGUCAGAUCAGUCUGAGUUGCCAACACCAAAGAGACUUAGAAAUCGGUCAGUGCGUGAACCAACACCACCAUCAAAACGCACUGAAUCACCUGUGCCUGUUGUGUCAGAUCAGUCUGAAUUACCAACACCAAAGAGCCUUAGAAACCGGUCAGUGCGUAAACCAACACCACAAUCAAAACGCACUGAAUCACCUGUGCCCGUUGUGUCAGAUCAGUCUGAGUUGCUAACAACAAAGAGACUUAGAAAUCGGUCAGUGCAUGAACCAACACCACAAUCAAAACGCACUGAAUCACCGGUGUCAGUUUCUUUAGCUCAGUCGGGACUAUCACCAGUAAAAGAUCAGGGAAAAAGCACGUACGAAGCCAUAGAUCAGUCAGCAGGCACAGAAACUGAAUCAGUAACAAAGACGGAUGAUCAACUAACUGAUGUAUUGCUGGUGUCAAAUCCUGAACAGCAAUCAAGUGAUCAGCAGUCUCCAACUAAGAGUGUUCACUUCAAGCAGGAUUUACAAAGGCUUCCACAACCUGUAAUAGCCAAUGCAAGUGAUGCCCCUUUGCAACGAACUCAACCUACCAUUCGUCACUCUGCUUUGAAAGCUAACAAAGUUGCCAGUCUGCAGACUCCAGGAAAGAGGACUUCACCAAGAGGACAAUCGCCAGAACUGGAAACCCAACAUGGAUCUUUUUUGUAUACUACUCUUCCUUUUGAGAGUGGACCAGUUGUCAGACGAAAAAGACGAAGAAGUAAAACACCUCCUGCUGUACAAGAUAAUACGUUACCAAUAGAGACAGGUUAG
Saccoglossus kowalevskii is the source of this 1434-nucleotide messenger RNA. RefSeq lists its product as uncharacterized. NCBI's taxonomy places the organism in Eukaryota, Metazoa, Hemichordata, Enteropneusta, Harrimaniidae. The record is from RefSeq and is a predicted model, not a curated record. Gene Ontology annotation, cellular component: nucleus.